UUUCUUUUAUUUUGGGUCUUUUUUAUUUACUACUUUCAUCUUGUUCUUAUAUUUUACUGACUUUUAUGUUUGGCUUCCUCAAUCCUCUGAUUGGAAAUUCAAUUUCGAAGACUCAUCGUUGAUAUUUUGUAUUUAACCCAACAAAUUGUUAUUGGCCUUUAUGUGUGGUUUUGGAUUCACUGUAUUACGAGUUUUUAUUUUUUGAAAUUUAUUUAUCAAAAUCAAAGAUUUGAUGUUAAUAUGGUUCUGGUUUUUUGCCCGGUUUCUUGUUUUUUCAAUUUUUUGAGUUUUCUUUCUUGUUUGACAAUCCCUAUUGGAUUGGUUACUACGGUUUUUUCAGUUUUUUUCCAAAUCUUGCAAACGAAUAUGGUCGACAAGGAUUUUUAGUUUUUUUUCUUUUUUUAAAAAAAUUAAAGAUAAUUAAAGCUUGAUGUGAUGUGAUAUAGGUCUUUGUUGUUUUUAAUUUAUUUUUUUGACAUUAUUAUUGGUAAACAUUUAAGUUUCUAUCAAUUUUCAUUGGUGCACAAUUAACUGGGUCAAAUAUCGUGUCGUAAUCGUGUGAACUAUUCAAAACCAGAUUUUUCUUCUUGUUUUUAUUUCUAUUCUUCAAGUGAUAAUAGUAUUUAUUCCGUAUCUCCACAGUCAAAUUUCUAUCCUGGAGAGCCAUUAAUUUUCCUACUGUUUUCAAAUUUCGGAUUUCAGUUAAAUUUGCAUUGUUGCUACCGCGAUGAAAAGCUAUAAUCUCCUUGAGGGGUCUUUUGCUUAAUGGACUGCAAGCCAAAUAGUAGUGACAAGAAGACAUUAAAGAGGUGGUUUUUCAUUGAUAAAAGGGUCGGGUAAAGAAGUUCUUCAUAGAAGAAUUCUUUUUUAAAAAAAGUUAGUUUAUUUAUUCUUCAUCGUUGGUUGCACAAACAAAUCUGGAUCCGAUGGACGUAAAAUCAAACCAUACUGCUCCAGUUCUCACUGAUCCUGCACCCUUAAGCAAGUCAAGACUUGGGGUACAUUCAAAUUUGUUUCCCUACUCACCAACAGGAGCAGCCUUUUCUCCAAGUCUUUUCCUAACUAUACCUCGGAAGAAGACUGGAGUACUUGACGAUGUUCGUUCUAGCUCUUGGUUGGAUGCCAUGAAGGCUUCAUCGCCUCCUCACAGGAAGAUAACAAAAGAUGUCAACAACGAGUCUCCUGCGUAUGAUGCUGAUAUUGCUUACCGUACUUGGAUGGCCAAAUACCCUUCAGCUCUCAAAUCUUUUGAGCAAAUAACAAAUAAGGCAAAAGGAAAGCGAAUUGCAUUGUUUCUUGAUUAUGAUGGAACCCUUUCGCCAAUUGUAGAUAACCCUGACUGUGCUUUCAUGUCUGAUGCGAUGCGAGCUGCUGUGAAAAAGGUGGCAAAAUAUUUUCCAACAGCGAUAAUUAGCGGAAGAAGCCGAGAUAAGGUUUACGAGUUUGUAGGACUAACAGAACUAUAUUAUGCUGGUAGUCAUGGGAUGGACAUCAUGAGCCCUGUUGAACAAUCUAUACUAGAGGAUCAUCCAAAUUGUUUUAGGUCUUCUGACAAGCAGGGCAAGGAUGUUAACCUGUUCCAGCCUGCGCGCGAAUUUUUACCUAUGAUUCAAGAGGUUCAUAAAUCUCUUAUUGAAAAUACCAAAGGAAUUGAAGGAGCCAAAGUUGAAAACAAUAAGUUCUGUGUGUCGGUACAUUAUCGUAACGUAGAUGAGAAGAGUUGGAAUAUUGUUGCACAAUGCGUAGAGGACAUUCUAAAAGAUUAUCCUCGACUGCGCUUGACACAUGGAAGAAAGGUUUUGGAGGUUAGACCAGUCAUAAACUGGGAUAAGGGGAAGGCUGUAACAUUUUUGCUUGAGUCACUAGGGCUAAGUGACUGUCAUGAUGUGCUUCCAAUAUACGUUGGAGACGACCGCACCGAUGAAGAUGCAUUUAAGGUUUUGAGAGAGAGAAAUUGUGGUCAUGGAAUUUUAGUGUCUAAUGUCCCCAAAGAAACCAAUGCAUUUUACUCUCUAAGGGAUCCAUCCGAGGUUAUGGAGUUUCUCAAGUCACUGGUGAUAUGGAAGAAAUCAAGUGCCUUAUAAACAAAAAGAAAAAAUAAUAAAAAUAAAAAUAAUAAUACUAUAUAUUUAUAGUAGAUUAUUAAAGAAGAGAGACUUACAUAUACGAUGAUAAGGGUACCCUACUUUUUCUAGAGAUUUUUAUACCAUCAGCUUUGGGAGUAUAGGCUCUUAUGGCUUGCAUACAAGGCGUUUCUAAAGAGACGAAGGUCUAUUUUGGUGCCUAACCUAGUUGCUCUGCUCCAUGGUUCUGGUCUUUAAUUGUAAAUUCAUUUUUUUAUUUUGUUUUUAUUUUUAAUUAUCCUUUAUUUUUGGCUUUGAGUUCCCACUCAUAUAUAGUUUUUUUUUUCUUUAACCCUUUUGGUUAUCCUUAUAUCCAUCUAAUGUGUAUUAGUCAUUCAUUUAGUUCCAUUCCCACUUUUCAAUUUAAUUUUGGUUAACUUUUAGAUAUCCUGAAUAAUUUGUUAAUUCUUUUAAAUGAGAUUAUAUAAUUACAAUAUGUUUUUCUUU
Molecule: messenger RNA, 2570 nt
Organism: Cannabis sativa
Lineage: Eukaryota; Viridiplantae; Streptophyta; Magnoliopsida; Rosales; Cannabaceae
Product: trehalose-phosphate phosphatase A
Exons: 13
Coding region: 927-2084 (385 amino acids)
Biological process (GO): trehalose biosynthetic process
Molecular function (GO): trehalose-phosphatase activity
Source: RefSeq, a predicted model, not a curated record